Messenger RNA from Hippoglossus stenolepis (Pacific halibut), 1873 nucleotides. It is a transcript of the gene pdcb, whose product is annotated as phosducin b. Gene Ontology annotation, biological process: regulation of G protein-coupled receptor signaling pathway. The record is from RefSeq and is a predicted model, not a curated record. Lineage: Eukaryota; Metazoa; Chordata; Actinopteri; Pleuronectiformes; Pleuronectidae. The transcript is spliced from 4 exons. The coding region runs from base 167 to 877 and encodes 236 amino acids.
GAAAUCUCCAUUAGACACAAGCUCAUUGGCUGGAACAGACACACGCAUGCACACAAAAACACACACCAUCCAGCAACAGAUAGCUCAGUGUCGACCAGAGCAAGGUUAGCUACUCACACGAAGGGACGGCUUCACUGUGACUGUGGGAGGUAGCUAACCAGAAAAAAUGACUGACAGGAUGAGUGAUUUGGAUGCGAACGUGACCCACACAGGUCCGAAAGGAGUCAUCAAUGACUGGAGGAGGUUUAAGCUGGAAAGUAUGGACCAGGACAACUUGCCACCUGCAAAAAGGGAACUGCUCAGACAGAUGUCUUCUCCUCACAAGGCAAGCGACGACACCAGAUCAAAUGUCAACCGCAAGAUGAGUGUCCAAGAGUACGAGCUGCUUAAGGAGGAGGAUGAAGGCUGUCUAAAGAAAUACAGACGGAGGUGCAUGCAGGAGAUGCACGAUAAGCUCAGCUUUGGGCCCAGGUUUGAAGGUGUGCACGAUCUGGACAGUGGAGAGGCCUUCCUAGAGGUCAUCGAAAAGGAGCAUCACACUACAGUUGUGGUUGUCCACAUCUACAAGGUCGGGGUCAAAGGUUGUGAGGAGCUCAACAACUGCCUCGACUGCCUGGCCACCGAGUACCCCACUGUGAAGUUCUGCAGGAUCGAUGCUGUUUCGUCCGGUGCUGCCGAGCGGUUCUCAGACGAGGUUUUGCCUACCCUGCUGGUUUACAAGGCGGGAGAACUACUGGGGAACUUCCUGGCCUGCAUGCAGCACCUAAGCGAGGAGUUCUUCGCCACUGAUGUGGAGGCUUUCCUCAACAGCUAUGGCCUGUUGCCAGAGAAAGAGAUGCCUGGUGCGGAAGAUGAAGAGGAAAACGAUGUCGAAUAAACAACGGGUUUUGGCUGCGGAGGAGGAAAGGAAACUGUCUGGGAUAGAGAGCUAUGACAGACAAGUUAUUAUCUCUACUAGUUCAAUAGACUUUAUAUAAAAAUGGACGACACUGCUACACACACACUGGCUCCAAAUGUGCAAGAUGGCAGAAUUCAAUAUUUGGGAUAUUUUGGCUUCUUGGAGAAGUGGAGACACAUCAUCCAUCUUCAUACACAGUCUAUGGCUCACUGGUGUUUUAGGGCUGUUCAUUAAAGGAGACAUUUUACAUCCAGUUUAUGAUGGUGCUCUCAAAUGUGGGUGUGGAUAAGGUGAGGAGAUUCAGAAUUUAUUUGUAAAAGAAACACAGUAUAUCACAAAUCCCCCUCAUCAGCACCAAAACAAAAACCAAACCAGCUGUAACUAUAACAGAGAUGUUUUAUUUUGUAAUGUUAGGAAACGUUGCCUGCUGUAUGUACUUGUAAAAAUUGUUUCAUGGACUUUUUUUGUAGCGUUUGAUUGGAUCUGUACACAAGUUAUUUACAAAUGCAGAAUUCGUAUAAAGUGACAAUGUCCUCGUGUGAUAGAAUAUUAAAACAUAUGUAUACUUAAGGUUAUUUGCCAAAGUUUUAAGAAGUCGGUUAAAGAGGUUAAUAGAACAGGGACUCGUAGGAGUGAAGAGGCCGAAACAUCUGGAAACAAUUUUGUGUAAACACAUCUUCCAGCUGUUCGGUCCAACAUAACCAACUCUAGCUUCCUCAGCCAAUGUGGAAAAAAAACACUAUUGAGCCUCUGCUAUUUAAACAUCAUCAGAGAGAAGAGUUCAAUAGACAGAAAUGAAAACACGUGUUUUCUUAGUGUGAUGUGACUCAGCAACAAUUCCAUGAUGCUGCACAAUGGUCAAUAUUGUUGUUAUAAGGGUGGGUUACUAUUAAACACUGUGUACUGGAAUAUGAUGAAUCAUAGCCUAAUAUACAUGUUGUCCACAAUAGAAAAAUAAUAAAAUUGUACAAAAUA